UAGACUAGUCGUCUCGUUCAAUGCCUAAUGCCUAUUUUGUCUCCACAUUGGGUUAUAACAUUGUUCUUUAACUAAUUAGAUUAAUUUUGUAAAUAGGCUAGUCACCUCAGCGAUGUCGAAGCGGCAAUGCCCUUUCAACGACGACCAGUCGCGACAGUUUAAACAAUUCAUAACGCAGAGAAUGCAAAGCAUUAACUCUGACCAAGCAUAUAUGGAACAAAUCUAUAAAAGGACACAUUCACUUCUGUUCGAAGGGGCGAGGAUAGCAGCGGCUGAAGCCCAGAAGAUAAAAGAUGGCAUGGGAUCUGCAACUGAUGUACCUGAUGAAGAUAUGUGUUGCGAAGAUGAAGAUAGUGAAGUUGCUCAAAUAACCGAAGCUAGUGGGUCAGGCACCCAGGACCCGUCACCUCCUCAGACGGUACCCUCUGAUCUCAACCAAAGACCCACCACACCACCGUCCGACAGAAAGCGGUUGGGAAAAAACAUCGACCCAAACUCCAAUGUUGAAAGUUCUUCAGACGAGGAAAAUUACCCUCUUUCGAUGCGUGAGGCUGGCAGGAGAAGGAAUAAGUACCGAAGGUACAUGCUGCAUCAAUCGCAAGUAAGGGAGCCAAGUCCAAUACCUUCUAGGAAAGACAUGUCUGAGGGGGGUUCAAUCCCCACUACUGAAAGGCCACGGACCCUCAGGCAGCUGUGCCUUGACCCGUUUUUCGUUCCUCUAAUUCCUGUGGAAGAACAAUCCUGGCCACCAAGACAGGGUGAAGCAGCCUAUAAUGACAGUGAGGAAAUGGAGUUGUAAGACCUCCUACAUCAUUCUACCCAAAGAAAAUGUGAUAGCCUAGCCACGAAGUGCCAUUACAACUAAUAAAGUGUAAUGAUUUGUUGAAUUUUCCUAUUGAUGCUCGAACUUAGAUAAAAUAAGUGAAAUGUGUUUUGUUUUCGAGGUUUUCUUUGGACUAGAGAGCAAGUGUUUUUGUUGUUAAUUAGGUGUAAAGCCACUACACAAGCAUUAGAAAUGAAAGUGCCUUUUGUGCAUAUUGUGGCUAUUUUUUAUACUUUUAUAAUGUGUUACUAUGUAUAAUGUUUUAUGUUUUGUUAUUAGUUUUAAGUUGAGAUGUGUCGGUUUUGGAAUUUAUUGAUUUUUGAUACUGAUACCAUUGAUGGAAUGAUAGAUAACUUAUCAAACAAUUUACCUACAAAUUCAGCCCAUUAAUUUUGUGACACAUUGUUUUGUUGAUCUUUGAAACUAAGCGUCAAUGUUAGGUGCAAGUUAGGAUUUUCCAAAUGCUUAAAAAUAAACAUUUUGUUAACAUUUAAUGUAUAUUUUAGUCAUUCUUUUGACAAAGCACUUAAUAAAUGUGAUGAGGAAACCGAAAAGGGACCUCUUGUUGGCGAUGCAAAAUUUUCAGUACGACCGACAUAAGUAAAUAAGGUCAAAAAUAUCAAAAUUCGCCAAUUCGGUUUUGUAUCUAUUGUUAUACCUCAUUUAUCAUAGAACAGGACAGCAUCGGUUAAAAUAUAGAAUCGAAUCCUUAAAAGGUUGAAAUAAAUAAUUUUGUCAGCCUCUGCACGGCCUGAGAAAAGGUAGGCCUACAAGGUCGCUCAAUAUUAUUUCGCCAUCACGACAAGAGGUCCCAUUUGUAAUAUUCACUUUGUAAACAGACUAGUCCAAAACAUGAAUUGUCCUGCAUUCUAGAG
Molecule: messenger RNA, 1698 nt
Organism: Macrosteles quadrilineatus (aster leafhopper)
Lineage: Eukaryota; Metazoa; Arthropoda; Insecta; Hemiptera; Cicadellidae
Exons: 7
Coding region: 113-799 (228 amino acids)
Source: RefSeq, a predicted model, not a curated record